This is a messenger RNA of Anopheles merus, 4532 nucleotides long. It is a transcript of the gene Tango1, whose product is annotated as transport and Golgi organization protein 1. The record is from RefSeq and is a predicted model, not a curated record. Lineage: Eukaryota; Metazoa; Arthropoda; Insecta; Diptera; Culicidae. The transcript is spliced from 8 exons. The coding region runs from base 79 to 4248 and encodes 1389 amino acids. Gene Ontology annotation, biological process: endoplasmic reticulum to Golgi vesicle-mediated transport; vesicle cargo loading; protein secretion. Gene Ontology annotation, cellular component: endoplasmic reticulum membrane; endoplasmic reticulum exit site.
CGUGACAGCUGGAAAUUACAAGAAAAAAAAUAGUCCUAUCGUUAAUGAAGUGAUGUGGCUUAGGUUUAGAGGAAAAUCAUGAAAAGAUCCGUUGUUAAUUGUUUUGUACAUACUUUGUGUUUAGUUUUAGUAUUGCUAGUGCUCGAUACCUCCGGGAGAGAAUGCGGGGACCCACAGUGCAAAAGUGUAAUAGCAACGGGAAAGGUGAUGCUACGCUACCGUGGCGGUGGCGAACCGAAGGUGAAUCUGGAUCAGAACGAGUUCGUCGAUAUAUUGGCGAAAAAUGUUGGCAAAGAACUGGAUUACGUGGUGCGAAAGUCGUCCGGCAAGGAGGGCCUUGCAUCGAAAAAAUUCAUACGGGAGCUUAAAAUUCUGAUAAAAACGGCGGAUCGAAUUACCAUCUCUGAUGAGGUUGGGAGCGCGAAUCCGCCCGAUAUCAAGCCGACGCAACCGUUAGCAGCAUUGGAAGAUAACGUUGCGCAAACGACUGUCCUUGAUGGGACGGUGAUAGCGAACGAUGCUCUUUCGUAUGCUUCAACGGUUCAAGCCGAGGUUACCGACGCACCGUUUAGCGUUGAGCCGACCCCUUCGCUCGAGGUAAUACCAAGCACACAGGCAGCUGAGAGCAAACCGCUUAGUGAGAGUGCAGAAGAUUCGGAAAGCGAGAAAGCGGACAAUGAAUCAGGCGAGGAGCUGACCGAUCCCGAUGACAUCCAGGAAGAUGAAGAGGCUGAGGACGAGGAGGAAGAAGAGGAUGUUAGUGAAGAAAGUGAAGAUGAAGUGCCCACAGUAGAAACAACGGCACAAGAGGACAGCAAACCAAAUCAAGUGAAUGGUGGGCAAGAAACAGCUAAACUUGAAACAUCUACUGAAAAGGUGCUAUCGAGUGAUGAUAUCAGUGAAUCACAACCACCAAAAGAGCAAGAUAACAGCAACACUAAUGAUAAUGAGCCGAUUGAUCAAGCAAAGGUGCCCAAUGUAAACGAUUUCACGGUGCCGGCAACAAAGGAGGGUGAAAAUGUUGAAACAACAGAACUCGGUGCUAAUGAACCAAUGGAAACCGUUACCGACAAUAGCACGCAUGCAACAGAACCGGCUUAUACCGACCCAGCAGCUGCUGACACAAAUGUGCUAAGCGAAAGUGAAAAUCAAGAAGCAAUAGUGGAUAAUAGUUCGAUUGUUUCAAACGUAUCCAGUUCAGAGGAAACGAAUGAUGCAGAGACCAUCAGUGAAACUGGUUCUACGAGUGAAGAGCCGCCAGUUACGGAAUCGUUUCAAGAUUCACCCACAACGGAAUCAGUCUGGAUGAUGGAUGAAGUUACAACUCCACUGCCCGUUGUGGAAAAGAUUGAGCCAGACGUACCUGUGUCAUCUGUGCCGGUGGAAGUGGUUACGGAAUCGGUGCCACCUGCUGUAGUAGAACCGGCACCAGUUACGGAGCCGGAAAACGAUCCACCAAGCGUUGCUGCGCUAACGGAACCGACGAAACCCGAUAAUCAACCAACACCACCCGCUCGAAUCCUAGCAGGAGGCUUGGGUAAUUUAUUAGCUCAUAGUCAUCAUCAUCACCACCACCACCAUCAUCAUCCACACCAUCCGCACCAUCAUCAUGAUCAUCACCACCAUCAUGGUCACGGACAAGAUGAUCAGAAAAUGGUGCAAAACGAGCAGGCGGCAGCGCCGGAAGCUGCUGUAGUAAAUGUACAAACCGUUGGUGAUACACAUUUACAUUUUCCUGCCCAAACUGACACGCUAGAAAACAACCUUCCUCAAGACGGAGAAGCGGUGCACCAUGGACAUAAUGUUGAGUCUUUGGAAAGUAACCAUUUCCACAGUGCUCAAGUGGUGGUUCCACCUGUGCAAGAAAUGGCAGGCAGUAACAGUAAUGAAGAAAACGGGUAUUGCGAUAGUGCGGCUGCUGAUUGUCCCCCGCCAGGAUUGCCACUUGUGCCGCCAUCAAUUCAGCACACCAACGGUGGAGACAACUUCUAUCCUCCUGCAUCAAAUCAGCAGCAACAGAUGGACGAUGACAAGGCAAACGAAUCUGAAGAACCUCAGGGCGUACCCCAACAUAUGGAAGCUCUGCCGGAUGUUCAGAAUCAGCCGCUAAACAUGGAAGAUUACCUCGGAGCAUUCGUACAGGAAGCGAUCAAGCUAAGCGACCUCAUCCUGAUGCUCACAAUUACAUCCUUCACGUUGCUAAUGUUCUCCCUGGGACACUAUCUGAUCAACAAAAAUCGGCGAGAGAAACCUUUGAUAUACAAGCUGAACAUGAUUGAGCGCGAUCUAAUGACAUCACACAAGGAGUGCGCGCUGUUGAAGCACGAGCUGCAGGAAACGAAACACAAGCUAACGAGCAUCGAAAACAAUUCGUUUGGUUCUAAUGACAUGGUGAUCGCGCUGAAGGCCGAGCUAGAAGCUGCCGAGCAGACGAAGCUAGAUCUCCAGGACCAAAUAGCGGGACUGGAAAAGGAGCUGGAGAAUGCGGCAGAAGCAGGCCUGGAGCUGAACAAGAUGGUAGCGGAGCUGCUGAACCAAAACGGAAGCGAUUCGAUCGCACUCAGCGUGGAAGAGCUGCAGCGCCAGUUGAACGAACAGCAGCAAACGAUACUGUCGAUGAAUGUGUCGCUGGCGGAAAAGAGUCGCGAAAACAGUGAGCUACAGAUUGCGAUCGCUAACCAGACGGGCAAAUUCAACCAACGCCUGGAGGAGCUAGAGCAGGCACGCAGUGAGCUUACCGAGCAUCGGCAAAAGCUCGAAGAGGAGGUGGCAAGCUUGCAGUCGGAGCAGAAGGCAAAGGUGGAAGUGUUGCGUAAGGAGACAGGUGCAGAAAUCGAUCGACUGACGAAAGAGUUGAAGAUCGCCCAGAGCAAAGCAGACGAGAGCCGCAAAGCUCUAACGGCAAUGGAAGCGAAAUGUGAAGCGCUGGAAGAAUGCUUAAAGGAAGUCAAGACAGACGGGAGUGGAAACGGCAGCAAAGGAAUGAUUGAUUCGAUCGAGCUGAAAGCGCAAAUAGCACUCUUGACGAAGGAAAAGGCAAAUGUGCAGGACAAAUUGCAGGGAGAAGUUAUUGCUCGUCAGCUGGUGGAAGAUCACAUGAAAAUGGUAAACGAAGAGAUUUCUACGCUGAAACGAGAGUUUGGCAAAGCGGAAAAGGAUAAACUGGAAGCAGAGACGAGGUUGGAGGUGCUGUCAUCCUACUUCAAGGAAAAGGAAACACAGUUGCAAAAAGAACUUAGUGUAAAGGAAGCAAUGUGGAUGCAGCAACAGGGCGAAACGACCACUACGGUAGAAAAGAUACGCCACAUGCAAGAUGAAAUACAACAACUUAAAUCGCAAAACGAUAAGCUGCGGGCGGAAAUUGAAGCUCAAGCAACAGCGCACAAAGCUCAAUACACGACCCUUGAAACGCGUUCGCACGAUGCUUGGCUUACGGCCCGGCAGGCAGAGCGUCGUCUGGAGGAAGCCCGCAGCGAAUCUAGCGCACUUCGGCGCAAACUUACAGCUCUUGGUGAUAUUUCUGCUUCCAGUGAUGGUAUGGCAAAUUUACCAAACGCAUCCAUCACACAAACCGAUCUCGGCCUAACUGCUCCCUCGCCUAUACGUGUGGAGUCACCGAAUGCGCCUCCGCUGAUGGGAGUGCUUCCACCGCCACCAUUUAUGCCACCGUUUAUGCCCGGCCCGCCUCCUCCAUUUAUGCCACCGUUCAUACCACCACCCCAUGGCGCCGGUGAAAUGCGACCUCCACCGCUGGGACGGUUGAUGUCGCCGCCUCCGCCGAACAAUCGAUACUCGCCCAACAACAUUAUCGAUGCACGGGAUCGGUACAGUCCCGACCGUGGCCGUUACUCACCGGACAGCCGGUACGACUAUUCCGUCAUGUCGACGUACGAAACGGAGAACGAUUUUAGUCCGCCACCUUCACCACCACCGCACCAUUGGCGUCACUCGAACGAUCGAGAUCGCGAUCGAGAGCGAGAAAGGGACCGGGACCGUGACCGUGACAGGGAUUGGGAUCGGGACCGCGAUCGUGUCAGCGAUCGUGAGCGACCAAACCGAGACGGGCGCGGCAGCGGCAGUGGAGGCUACUCGCGCGGCUACACCCCGACCGGCAUGCGUGCGACACCACCGAUACAGGAUCCCAGGAACAAGAAAUACGCAGGAGGUUUCAGUUCCGGUUCGCAGGAUUCACUUGGCACAAGAAAGAGUUCAGGAAAGUAUAGAUCCACGGGAAAACCGGUGGCGUAGGUACGCGGAACUCAAAGUCAAAGCCGUACACUGAAGGAAGAAGCAGCAGCUUGUGUACAACCCAAGGGCGGAAAACAGAUUUGGAUUUAUGCUAUUCUAAAACCUAUGUCCUCAGUGUGAAAAUGUAUCAUGAAUAGUACUCUUCAUAAAAAUUCAAAUGCAAUGUUUGGAAACAGUAACGACUUGUCCUUAAAGUGAAUUGCAGAAGGUUCUACAGUACAUAGCAAAUGAACGGAGAGACGUUGAACGAAUAAAAAUAUGAAAACAUUUAUUUGUACAGUUUA